This is a messenger RNA of Brassica napus (rape), 777 nucleotides long. RefSeq lists its product as uncharacterized. The transcript is spliced from 7 exons. The record is from RefSeq and is a predicted model, not a curated record. Lineage: Eukaryota; Viridiplantae; Streptophyta; Magnoliopsida; Brassicales; Brassicaceae. The coding region runs from base 1 to 777 and encodes 258 amino acids.
AUGGCAUUGACUGGUUUAGACCCCGUCAAUUUUCGUGUCAUACUCGAUGGUUCACUCAACCCUGACUAUUUGGUUGGUCAAGUUGUUGAGGUUUCGCAUAUGGAUGUGAUAUCUGUGAACGGUAAAGAGACACCAAAGAUUUCUUUGGAGUUACGUAACACAGACAAUGAACGACUUCCUGUGGUACUUUGGGGAAAGUUCGCAUCAGAUGUGAAUGAGCUUGAGGCAUACACAGUUAUGUGCACUAUUGUGUCAAUUGAUUCAGACAUGGGUUGGUUCUAUCUAAGUUGCAACGUUUGUGCCAAAAAGUUGUUGGUUGUCCCUAAUGAUGAUGUUGAUGAUGAAGAUGACGAGGAUGACUUGGGGUUCAAAUAUUUUUGUGUCAAAUGCAAAGUUCAUGAACCAAAAGUAGUUUUAAGGUUCAAGUUGCAUAUUGAUGUCAUUGAUCAUACUGGUCAAUCUAAGUUCAUGCUAUUUGAUAACCUUGCUUUUCAACUGCUUGGUAAACCUUGUGCUGCCCUAACUGGAUUGAAGACCGAAGAGGAUGCCCUUAAAGACAGUGCAAAUCCCACCGAGUCCACAUUGUCUAAUGUAACCGAGGGUUCUCUCGUGUUAUGUGAUAAUUCAUCUCCUCCAGUUGAGAUCCCCGAUCUGACACCAGCUAAACGCAAAGGAGAACCCGUUAUUAAUUUAGAGGAUGCUUAUGAUCAGAACUCGGUUACCAAGUUGGCAUGUACCAUCCGAAUUAAGAAGGAGAAGGAUUCAAAAAGUGGCUAA